Molecule: messenger RNA, 2070 nt
Organism: Colossoma macropomum (tambaqui)
Lineage: Eukaryota; Metazoa; Chordata; Actinopteri; Characiformes; Serrasalmidae
Product: butyrophilin-like protein 8
Exons: 13
Coding region: 106-1821 (571 amino acids)
Molecular function (GO): protein binding
Source: RefSeq, a predicted model, not a curated record
CACUGUGGUUAAAGUUUAACAGGCAGUGGGCUGUUCGUUUUCUGACACAUUCUCUUUUCAUUUAAGCUUCUACAAAGCAGUUUGUAUUAAAAAGGCUUUUAAAAGAUGAUCAAUGUUAACCGUUAUUUAAGAGGCUUUUUUCAGCCUCUGUUCACUGACCUGAGGACUAUGGCACUGGGGACACUCCGAACAGCUGUGCUUGUUCUGUGGAUAUUGUCCAAUAACAAAAGUUGCUCAGUUGCAGGUACAUUCUCUUUGUUGGUUCCUGAUGGGUUCAUCUCAGCUCAAAUAGGAUCUUCUGUUGUCCUGCCAUGUGGACUUUCCACUGCGUUGGACAUUAAGAGCUAUGAAGUACGCUGGCAUCGUCCCAACAAAAAAGAAAACCCAAUUCUGCUGUACAAAGAUCUAAAGGUCCAGGAGAACAUUGGAGAUCCUCAGUACAGAGGCAGAGUGUCUCUGAUUGGAGAACUGCAGAAAGGGAACGUCUCUCUGAAACUGGAGAACCUCACAUUAGCAGACAGAGGAGAAUAUGUGUGCUUUGUUAAGAGCACUGAAUGGUAUGAGAGGGGUAGUGUAAUCCUGAAUAUUACAGUGGUUGGAUCUCCGCUUCUAUUCUCACUGUCUGAAACUGGAGAACAGGUGAAUGUUACCUGUGUGUCAGAUGGAUGGUCACCAAAUCCCACCCUCAUCUGGAGAGAUAAAAGAGGAAAAGAGCUCAGGAACAGUGUUUGUCACAACACAGACUCUGAAGGGUUGGUGAGUGUGAGCUCUUGGCUACUCUUCUCUCCCUCUGAGUCAGAGUGGAUCUCCUGUUCUGUGGGUUUAUCUGAUCAGGAGAUGAAGGAGGGAAGAGUGCUGCCGCUCAAACCUGUCUAUAAAACUGAUUCUGUUAGUGAUUCUGACUCAACAUUAGAACCAGGAGUUUCUCCAGGAUGGAAAGCCUUCAUCAUCUUACUGGUUAUCAGUCUGUUGGUUUUCACUGUAAUGGCAAUUUUCAUCAUCCCCAAGAUCAGAGACCAUAUUUUGCCAAAGAAUCCAAAGUCUGCUACAAAAGAAGAGCAAACACAUCUUGUUGAAGAGCAAACACGUCUCGUUGGAGAGUUCACUCCACCACACCCAGUUUCAGCUCUGAGAGAAAUAAGCAGAACUGAUGGAGCCACUCAAACCCCAGUUUCUGAAAAAAAGGACAAAGAAACGAAUACAGAAAAAAGAAAAGAAAUUCCAGACUGGGAAAAGAUGCUCGCAUGUAAAGUUGCCAUCAGGCCAGUCACACCAACUGUACCUUCUCUUGAUGUUGGAAAGAAAAAGUCAAGAGUAAUGUGUACAUCAGAUCUUAAUGACAAGACAGCAUUUAUUCAUGUUCUUUGUGAAGAGAGAAUUAGUUCAGGGCGGUACUACUGGGAGAUAACAGUAAUGAUAGAACCACAUACCUCAAAGAAUGGAAAGUCAUAUAAGUGUUCAUCAUCCUGGUAUGUUGGAGUGACCAAUGAAACAGCAGAGAAGAGGAGAAAAGUUCCUUUAACUCCACAGAACGGCUACUGGGUUCUUCACUAUGAGAAAGAGAAAGGUUACUAUGUUAAUGAUCCCUCUCAGACUCCUGUUCUAGUGAGAGAUCAGUUCUCAAAGCUGGGAGUGUUUUUAGACUGUGAGAAACACAAACUGUCUUUUUACGACUGUGAUAAACAGACACAUCUCUACACUUUCUAUGAUGUACAUUCACCACCUCUGAUUCCAGUUUUAAGUCCUGGAGACAAACAACAACAUACAAUCAUGAUAAGUCAAGAAAAAUGUGUGAAAUGUGAUGAACUUUAUCAACCAUGAGGAUCGAGUGUCGUGAGUGCUGACUCAAGAUCAGUCCUCUGUGUUUUUAUUGUGUAUGUAUAGUAAUUCAAAAGCUCAAUUACUUAUGAAUGAACUGUUUAAAAAAUGGCACAUUUGGUUGAGAGGGGCAAUGAAACUGGAGAGAAACGAAGUACAGAGAAAAAAAGAAGAUCUGAAGAAAGAGCAUCUUUAAUUUCAUAAAUGAUUUAGAACCAGCUGCCUGUCACUCUGCUCAAUAAAAUAAACUUU